Messenger RNA from Perca fluviatilis (European perch), 2516 nucleotides. It is a transcript of the gene stk16, whose product is annotated as serine/threonine kinase 16. Gene Ontology annotation, molecular function: ATP binding; protein serine/threonine kinase activity. The record is from RefSeq and is a predicted model, not a curated record. Gene Ontology annotation, biological process: protein phosphorylation. The transcript has 8 exons. Gene Ontology annotation, cellular component: Golgi apparatus; cytoplasm. The coding region runs from base 16 to 1047 and encodes 343 amino acids. Lineage: Eukaryota; Metazoa; Chordata; Actinopteri; Perciformes; Percidae.
ACACUCAAGCAGAAGAUGGCGGUAAUGCGCCCAGUACAUUUCUUGCCAACCGCCGUUAAAAACCAAGAAGAAAAAGAUAGAGCUAUGACAGCCCUUAAAAGCUUGGCGUUAAACAAUGAGCCAGUCAAGAUGGGACAGACCCUCUGCAUAUGCUCCCGUGGCUCCAUCACCAUUGAUAACAAAAAAUAUUACUUUGUCCAGAAACUAGACGAAGGUGGGUUCAGUUAUGUUGAUCUGGUAGAGGGUGCAAAGGAUGGGCACUUCUACGCCCUGAAGAGGAUCCUGUGCCAUGACCGUGAAGGCCGUCAGGAGGCUCAGACAGAGGUGGAGAUGCAUCAGAUUUUUAAUCACCCUAAUGUCUUGAGCCUGGUUGCACACACCUUUGUUGAUCGUGGAGGCAAGACUGAAGCCUGGUUACUUCUACCUUAUAUUAGAAAAGGCAGUUUAUGGUCUGUUCUGGAGAAGCUAAGAGACAAGGGGAGCUCAAUGCCUGAAAAACAGAUUUUGCAAAUCUUGCGUGGCAUCUGCUCUGGACUCAAAACUAUUCAUGAAAAAGGCUAUGCACACAGAGACUUGAAGCCCACAAAUGUGCUUCUGGAUGAGGAUGACAGGCCUCUUCUGAUGGACCUGGGCUCUAUGAACCGUGCCAGGAUUGAGGUUAGAGGAACCAGAGAAGCCAUGACCAUACAGGACUGGGCAGCUCAGCGGUGCACCAUUUCCUACAGGGCUCCUGAACUCUUCAAUGUAGAGAGCCACUGCAUUAUAGAUGAGCGCACUGAUAUCUGGUCACUCGGAUGUGUGCUAUACUGUAUGAUGAUGUUGGAGGGGCCAUAUGACAUGGUAUUCCAGAAGGGGGACAGUGUUGCCCUGGCUGUCCAGAAUCCAGUGACUAUCCCACAGUCUUGCAGUUACUCGGAGGGCCUGCAGAUGCUGCUGAGCUCCAUAAUGGUGUCAAAUCCCCAGGAGAGACCAAACAUCAACUGGGUUCUUGACCAGGUACAGGACCUGCAGAGUCGCAGCCCCAACACCCAAACCAACAUGGUCUGAUCAUGCACCGUGAACUGGAUGCGGGGACUUGGAAACCUUUGCACACAUAACUGAACGGCUAUUAUUUUGAGCUUGAAAAUAUAUCUUUUAUUUAUUGACUUGUGUGUAAAAAGCCUAGGGUGCAGACUUUCACUCAGCUUGGGGAGCUUGGCAACAGUAUCAGCUUUUAGUUUGAAUGAUCCGAUCCGGCCUGCGUACCACAGUGGACUCUUGCGGCCCUUAUAGACUUAACGUGCACGAAAUAAUCUGAAAGGCCUCAAAUCUAAUUCCAGCCUGUAAUAGAAUGCUUUUGGCAAGGGUCAGUCGUUGCUUCUAAUAGGGAAGUGGCUUCACUUUGUAAUCUUAAAGGGAUGUUUUUAAAAAUUGUAGUUGGCAUUUUUAAAAAGAAAAGGGAUGACAAAAAAGCUUUGCCAAACUUUCCGGUGGAUGAAAGCUACCUGAGUUCAAUACAUAUCAGACUUCAUUCCCUAGAAUAAGAAGGAAUAGGGUCCAGUUCCCUUUAUUUAAUUUUUUUAUCUUGAUUCCUGUGUUUUGUGUGUGUGUGUGUAACAUCUUGUGGUUACACACGUGUGUGCUGUAAUCAUCGAUAUACACCUUUGCCUUCAGCUUUUCUUCACGCCUUCCCUCGUACUGUUGGUCUCUACUGGGGGAAAGUUAAGAGGCAGAGUGCUCCUUUACCUGCAAUGCUGCAUUUAAACACACAGAGGUGCUCCACCAUCACAUUCACUUACUCCACAUAUUGACACGGUGAUGUUUCUGUACUGUUGAUAAUGUGUGAAUGGGCUCCUUGUAAAACAGAGCGAAGAGGGUCUGCUUACAUAAGAAGAAAACUAUUCAAGGAGAAGGGGACAGGUGUUACAGUAACACACCUACAACAGUAGAUAGUCAUUUUCACAAAUUAUGUCUUUUUAUUAAUUACGCCACUCUUCACUGUAUUGUCUUUUUAAACGGUAUUUUCCAUUUCAGCUAUACUAAAUUCUGGGUUUCCUGUCAUGUUUGAAUGUGGAUCACACUUUUGUUCUCUCAGGGUUUAACCACAUCCUAAAGGGUUUGGCAGUCUGAAGUAGUAGACAUAAAUGGUACUUUUUUUUUAAAACAAUUAUUAGAUUAAAAAAUACAUCCAUAAAUACUUUGGACAUUUAAGUUGAGAUCAAUACUUUUGUGACUCUGUAAUGCGGUGAUUAUGGACCAUAUUAGAACUAAAAACAAUCUUGAUAAUGACUUUUUUUUUAGUUGUUGGAAUCGUAAUUGGCAUACUUACAGUACUGUUCAAAUAUAUUAUCAUUUUAAAGCUAAGUUUGGAUAUGUCAACUGACUUUAAAUUAUUGUGUUGUUAAUGGCAAAGUGUAAAUGGGAGUACACAGAUAGGAAUAAGUAAGAGUGCGUUAUUUGAUUAUGGGACAUUCUGUUUAACCUCUCAUUCACUGCACCGUAAAGGAUAAAUAAACAUUAAUUAUGUAGCACUCGUA